Messenger RNA from Enterobius vermicularis (human pinworm), 738 nucleotides. The record is from the annotation of a GenBank genome assembly. NCBI's taxonomy places the organism in Eukaryota, Metazoa, Nematoda, Chromadorea, Rhabditida, Oxyuridae.
AUGGAAUGCUUUGGCACUGAUCAGUUGGUCCACUACGCUGAAGACGGUGAAUAUAAUUUAAUAUGUAGUGCGCUCGAUCGAGCUUCUGCUUCUUUUUAUCAAGCAACAGCAAAAACAUUGGAAUCUAUCUUACUAAAAGCCUGUCAGAUGGGCCGAGUUAACGUUAUAAAUGGAUUGAUAGAAAGAGGAAUAGACGUGAAUGUCAACGCAGAAAACAAUAUUGAGCGUGCCCCACUGUACGUGGCAUGUGAAUACGGUCAGCUUGAUGCAGUGGUGUGUUUAUUAGAAAAUGGAGCCGACUUUAGCCGUAACAAUUGCGGGUUGAAGUCUUUGCUUGCUGCUUCUCAAAAUGGCUUCAGAGAUGUAGUAGGAUAUCUGCGUGAAAUAUGGUUUUAUGCUGAUUUUGACAGCACAAAUAUGAAAACAAAGUUAAUCAGUGCCGUACAAAACGGCUGCACUGCAGCUGUAAAGUAUCUGGUAGAACGAGGAGCUUUGGUCAACGAAGUAGGCGAUGAGAGGUGGACACCAUUGACGACUGCCUGUCAGUACGGACAUCUAGAGGUGGUAGAAUAUCUUUUAAGCAAAGGACUUAAUCCUACUUCAGAAAGGAUCAGUGAGACAACUCCGCUAUGGACCGCGUCAAAAUAUGGCCAUAUAAAUAUUGUUAAAUGCUUGGUUGACAGAGGUAGCGAUGUCAACAAAAAGAACAAACACGGAGUAGGUCGCUUUUCUAAAUAA